CUUUACGCCCGGCGGAUGACGUCACGUACUUUGUCAGUGACACUUCGCUGCCGUCGCUCCGUCCAGGCAGAGUCAGCCGUAAUUGAAACCGCUGUUGUCCCGGUGAAGAUGGCCGCAGGUCCUCUUUCUGUAUCUUCCAACGCUUCAACAAACAACGAUGGCAUCCUCAUCGGUGAUAAAGUUUACUCGGAAGUGUUCCUUACAAUCGACAACUCCCUUAUUCCAGAAGAAAGGCUCUCUCCGACACCGUCGAUGCUCGAUGGCCUCGACCUGAGCACGGAGACCGACCUUCGCAUCCUGGGAUGUGAACUCAUUCAGUCGGCGGGAAUUCUUCUCAGGUUACCCCAGGUCGCAAUGGGAACAGGGCAAGUGCUCUUUCAUCGGUUUUUCUACUCCAAAUCCUUCGUGAAACACAGUUUUGAGAUUGUUGCUAUGGCUUGUAUUAACUUGGCCUCCAAGAUUGAAGAAGCACCACGCCGAAUACGAGAUGUCAUCAAUGUUUUCCACCAUUUGAGACAGAUCAGAGGAAAAAAGACUCCAACUUCAUUGAUACUUGAUCAGAACUACAUAAAUACCAAAAACCUUGUCAUCAAAGCGGAACGGCGGGUCCUGAAGGAGCUGGGUUUCUGUGUACAUGUCAAGCAUCCACACAAGAUUAUCGUCAUGUUCCUCCAAGUCCUGGACUGUGAAAAGAACCAAACGCUGGUCCAGACCGCCUGGAACUACAUGAAUGACAGCCUGAGGACAAACGUCUUUGUACGGUUCCAAGCGGAGACGAUCGCCUGUGCCUGUAUAUACCUCGCUGCCCGGGCGCUGCAGAUACCGCUGCCCUCCAGACCUCACUGGUACCUGCUGUUUGGAGCCAGUGAAGAUGAAAUCAAGGAGAUCUGCAUCACCACACUGAGACUCUACUCCAGGAAGAAGCCCAACUAUGAGCAGUUGGAAAAGGAAGUGGAGAGGAGGAAGGUGUUCUUGGCCGAGGCGAAGUUGAAGGCUAAAGGUCUAAAUCCAGAUGGAACUCCUGCUCUGUCCACGCUCGGCGGCUUUUCCCCUGCUUCUAAGCCUUCAUCUCCAAAUGUCGUCAAGGUGGAAGAGAAAUCCCCCAACCCCCAGACCCUCAAACUGGUUAAAAAGGAGCCCGACAGUCGAACACAGGUCUCCAAGAGUCCGCACAAUGGAUUGAGGAAAGAGGUCAAGAUCGGAAGAAACAGUAGGAGUGGAAGUCGAUCUCGUUCAAGAACACGUUCUAGAUCUAGAUCCCGGUCUCCUCGCAGACAUUACAACAGCAGACGCAGUUGCUCAGGGACCUACAGUUCUCGUUCACGUUCUCGCUCUCACAGUCGCAGUCCGUCACCGCGGCGACAUCAGCCUUCCCCUCUCCUUCCCCAUCUCAAGUCCAAGAGCAGUCACCACGGCAAUAGCGACUCCAAGGCCAGCGGUCGGCACAGCAACAGCGGAGGCGGAGGAUCGAGCCACAAGAGGAAACGGUCUCGCUCUCGAACGCGGUCCCGCACUCCGAUCAAAAUGGACCGCGACCGGGAACGAGAGAGGGAGCGGGAGAGGGACAGAGACCGCGGCUCCUUCGACAUGUCCUCAAAGAAACACAAGCAUGAGCGAGGCGGCGGUCACCGUGGCGACAGGAGGGACAGAGAGAGGUCUCGAUCAUAUGAAAGGGACAGAGACAGGGAGCGCAGCCACAAGAGCAAACACCACAGCAGCAGCGGCCACUCAGGACACAGUCGCCACCGGCGCUGAGUCACACCAGUAGACGAGCUCUGGGGCUGAUGGUCAUUAGGCGUUAACAGGAGGCGCACAGAAUCGCAUGUGGUACCUUCACUGUAGGAAAAAUACACAUCACUGUCAGUAAAUACCAACGCAGUCUGUAACCUGCUACCUAUCUGACAUCUGCAGGUGAAGAAUUGAUCUGAUUGAAUCUGGCACAUGAGUUUGUCAACGCCAACUUCAGCCAUGUUUCAUUAAUACACACCAGUAAAACAGCUGCUCACAUGUACUCUUGUACUCUCACUCUUGAACCUGCCUCUGACCUCCAGUUUUUUUGUUUCUAGACAUAUAAUGUUUGAAAUAAACAUUUGUCCCUUUAAAGGUUUUUGACAAACCUCGACAUAUGGCACCUUUAUAGACGAAGAAGAAAAAAAAAAAAAAGAUGAAUUUGCCAGAUUUGACUUGUAGCUUUUGCUGAUACAGGUGUCAGUGAUAGAAGUGAGUGGAGUGUUUUGGGGUCAGUUGGCAGUGGUCAGUGGUGAGGUGGUCUGUGCAGUAACUGACCUGCAGAGUCCUUUCCCACACUGUGGGUCAGAUGUGAUCAGCGGUGUGGGAAGGCAGGUUAAACUCCUGCAAAAACACCUGAAACAUCAGCUCCAGACUGGUCAAUAUCUCCUCAACCCUUACCUUUUUUCCUUUUCUUUUCCAUCAUACCAUCCUUUCCAAAUCCACAGACUACCCUUCUAGCCCACCCUUAUACUCCUGGUUUUACAUAUAAAGUAAUGGACUUGGAGGAGAAAAAGAAACUUAUUUACAGUGUAAAGACGGAUCGAUAUCCACUGACUUAAUGUGAACGCUUUGAUUUAUAAAAGCAAACUGUUCAGUGGAAAGGUUGAAUGGAUAAAUGUAAAAAUAAAAAUGGACAUUCAGGAAAGAUCUAUGUUUGCACAUUAAGGGAUUGUUGGGCGAGUGGUUUAUCUUUUUUUUUUUGUUUUUCGUUUUGGACAGUGUACGUAACUAAAGCUGUGUUUUGUACAGUUUCAAGAAAACAAGCUGGUUAGACUUUUUUUUUUUUUACAGCAGGGGAUGCAGACUUGAUUGAAAAAUAUUUUAGGGUUGUCAGUUUGUUACACUGGUUUUUAGUCUGCACGUGUUCAUGUCCAAUUUUUAUUAAGUAAUAAAGGAGUUAUGCCACUGAA
Molecule: messenger RNA, 2921 nt
Organism: Sphaeramia orbicularis (orbiculate cardinalfish)
Lineage: Eukaryota; Metazoa; Chordata; Actinopteri; Kurtiformes; Apogonidae
Gene: ccnl1a
Product: cyclin L1a
Exons: 10
Coding region: 16-1755 (579 amino acids)
Biological process (GO): regulation of transcription by RNA polymerase II
Molecular function (GO): cyclin-dependent protein serine/threonine kinase regulator activity
Source: RefSeq, a predicted model, not a curated record